AUGGCACCAUCUUAUGAGUACCAUGACGAUGACGCCUGGGACCGUUGCGAGGCCAUGUUCGAAGCGAUACUGGACAGAGUUCACAAUGAGGACUUCUAUUAUGAGAUAGCAAGGUUCGUCACAAAACAUCGAAAAGGCGGCAGUCCGAAGACGUUCUUCCCUCCACGGAAAGGAGGCUUCAACUAUUACUACCGAAUCCAAUACUCUGACGGCAAGUCUGUCAUCAUUCGCUUCCCUCUUCCAGGCUUCUACCGAAUCGCCGAGGAGAAACUCCAUGCUGAAGUAGCUGUGAUGCGCUAUAUCAAGGAGCACACAACUAUUCCCGUACCCUUUAUUCUUCACUACGGUCUGACGGACGAGAGUCCUGGAAAGCUUGGCCCUUUUACCAUCAUGGAGUACAUCGAGAACUCUGGAGACCUUCUCGACGUUUUGCACUCGCCAGACCGCCCGCUGACAGAAGGGGCGCCUCUCAACCCGGAGAUAAGUGAAGAAAAGCUUGAGUACCUGUACGGCCAGAUAGCGGACAUUAUGAUCCAGCUGUCUCUGUGUGAAUUCCCUCGAAUCGGCUCUCUCGGUUACAAGGAUGGUGAGGACAAUGACAGCGACCCGGGGGACCCGGACGUCAUCUGCCGCCCAUUGUCUUUCAAUAUUACACAGCUGGGGGAAGUCGGAGGCGUUCCUUACUUCGACCUACCGGCCACACCCCAAACCUUCUCCAGCUCUUCUGAAUACUGUUCUGCGCUUGCCGACAUGCAUCUUCAGCAGCUGUCGUUUCAGCGCAACCAGGCCGUCGAGUCGGCUGAUGAUUGUCGCAAGAAGUACAUCGCAAGACAGCUGUUCCGCAAACUAGCGGCCGAGCGCCGGCUGACAUCGCCCGAGACAGGCGGCGAGCCCUUCAAGCUUUGGUGCGACGACCUUCGGCCGGCCAACAUUCUCGUCGACGAAAACCACCGCAUCGUCGGCGUCAUCGAUUGGGAAUUCACCUACGCCGCCCCCAUCGAGUUCACGUAUUCGCCGCCCUGGUGGCUGUUACUGGUCAUGCCCGAGGAGUGGAACGAGGGACUCGACGACUGGGCGGCGCAUUACGCGCCGCAACUCGAAAUCUUCCUCCGGGCCAUGGAAGCCAAGGAGCGCGAGUUCAUCGCGAAGGGGCGUCUCCAGGAGUCGCAGGUGCUGUCGUCCCGCAUGCGCCGCAGCUGGGAGACGGGGGAUUUCUGGGUGGCGUACGCAGCGCGCAAAUCGUGGGCCUUUGAUGGCAUCUUUUGGACGAGCAUCGACGAGCGCUUCUUUGGGAAGAGGGAGGGCGACUUCAUGGAGAGGCUCAGCCUGCUGUCACCGGAACAGGCUGCUGGGAUGGAGGCCAUUGUGGAGAGGAAGCUGCGGGAGAAGGAGGAGUGCACGCUGAUUGAUUGGUAUGACGAGAGCACCAAGUCGCAGCUCCCGCCAGAUAUCCUCAGCAUGGGUUCGGGCAUGUCUGCGCCGAUGGUGCUUGAUGGGCUGGGUGAACGAGUCAAGGAUCUUGCGUUGGAAGAGAUCACUGCUUCUCCGUGA
This is a messenger RNA of Canariomyces notabilis, 1551 nucleotides long. RefSeq names its product phosphotransferase family protein. Lineage: Eukaryota; Fungi; Ascomycota; Sordariomycetes; Sordariales; Chaetomiaceae. The transcript is spliced from 2 exons. The record is from RefSeq and is a predicted model, not a curated record. The coding region runs from base 1 to 1551 and encodes 516 amino acids.